Messenger RNA from Rhinichthys klamathensis goyatoka, 1234 nucleotides. RefSeq names its product collectin sub-family member 11 (gene colec11). NCBI's taxonomy places the organism in Eukaryota, Metazoa, Chordata, Actinopteri, Cypriniformes, Leuciscidae. Bases 370 to 1191 code for a protein of 273 amino acids. The record is from RefSeq and is a predicted model, not a curated record. The transcript has 10 exons.
AGGAAUGACAGACCACAAUCAAUCUUUUACCUUUUUUUGCCAUGGCGACAAAGACUUGUUAAGCAACGAAGCAAGGCGCUGGAAUAACGUGGCAUUCAAGACGUGUCGCUUCAAAGAUGCUGACGUUACGGAGCGGACUUCCUCCCUAAGGCGUAUGAAUGUCAGACGUCAAGAUGAAGACCUCUUUCAGAGAGGAUUAAAGGCACAACUAGACCCAAGCAUGCAGGAAAGAGGGACAAAACCUUCCGGUGUGUGAUGAGAAAUUUCAGAGAGACCACCAGUGAGCAAACCUCCAUUAACUCACUUGGAUCCAUAUACUGGCUGGGACUGCUGCAUAUUAUAUAGUGGGCUUUGAAAUUCAACACAAGUAUGGGUGGAGAGAAGCUGGUGGCUUGCAUGUUAAGUUUGACACUAAUGAGGUCAGUUUAUGGUCAGCACAUGCCAGAAGAACCAUGCUCAGUCCAGAUCCUUGUCCCUGGACUCAAAGGUGAAGCAGGAGAGAAAGGAGAGAAAGGAGCACCUGGGAGACCUGGGAGAUUAGGGCCAUCUGGAGAGCCAGGUCUCCCUGGAGUCAAAGGCCAAAAAGGUAGUCCUGGACAUUAUGGGAAGAUGGGUCCCUCUGGACUCAAAGGUUUAAAAGGUGAUAUGGGAGAUCCAGGACCGAAGGGCCCAAAUGGAGAGCCAGGUGUCCCCUGUGAGUGUGCACCCUUACGGAAAAUGAUUGGUGAAAUGGAUAUUCAAGUGGCGCAAUUAACCAGUGAGCUGAAGUUCAUUAAAAAUGCACUGCCCUCCCCUGCAGCUGUCGCUGGCAUCAAAGAGACAGACAGCAAGGUCUAUCUGCUGGUGAAAGAGGAAAAGCGCUCCAGGGAUGCGGAGGUGUUUUGUCAGGGUCGAGGUGGACACCUGGCCAUGCCCAAGGAUGAGGCGUCUAACAGAGUCAUCGCUGGCUACGUCACCGAAGCUGGCCUCAGUCGAGUGUAUAUCGGCAUCAACGACCUGGAGCGAGAAGGUCACUUUGUGUAUGUAGAGCGUUCACCCAUGACCACUUUCAGCAAGUGGAGGGAGGGCGAGCCAAACAACGCUUACGAUGACGAGGACUGCGUCGAGAUGGUGUCUUCAGGCGAGUGGAUUGAUGUAGCUUGUCACCUCACCAUGUACUUUGUGUGUGAGUUUGACAAGGACACAGUAUGACUUAAUGGAGCAUCUAUUGGGCGGAAAGUCAAUUAGAAGUGUU